AUGGAAACCAAUGGGUCAUCUGCCAAGAGUCAGGAGAUCGGGUCAAAAAGAAAGUGGAAGAACCAACAUGAACAUACAGCGAAGCACAUCGCAUGGCAUUCCUUUGGGUACCAAGGCCACCAUCCGCAACAGAGGCCUGCACGGGAUGGUGCUUCACUCACCCCCUCGCCAGGGACGCAAAAUAAUUUCCAUGUUUCAGGAGACCGAUUCUUUCUGACGUCCAGCCCAUACCAGAAAGAUGUAGAAAGUAGGUACCUCCAGGACAAAAUGAACGGGACAAUCACUUGUUUGGUCUGUGGCAACCAAGGACAUUACAGUUGUGACUGCCGUUUCAAGGACCAAGAGCACAAAAUCAUUUGCGCAGUCUGUCGCAAAAAUGGCCACUGUAGCAUGUGGUGUUGCCAGCAGAACAAGUCGGAGAAUCGCGCUUGCACCCGCUGUGGAGAGAUAGGGCAUACUACCAGUACACAUGGUCUCGGUUGCUCAGGCUGUGACGAGUAUCAUGACGACGGAGAGUGCCGUUUAAGCGAGGUUAAAUGCUUCAUCUGUGAAUGUCAGGAUCAUUAUCUUGCUCAGUGCCCCUUGAAUUCAGUAUUGACUGAGGCAUUUCAGGGUCAGAGAGACAACUUCCAAGCCGCUCUGCGGCUUGCACUAUCAAAACAACGCAACCCAUCAUCUACACCUCCCAAGUGUUAUGCAAAAUCAGAAGGAAAAGUACUGACCGCCAACAAGUCUAGUCCAAUUUGCUUUACAUGCAGUGAAGAAGGUCACUUUGCCUUUCAGUGUCCUCAGAACAGCCCCGGCCAGUCCGAAGAAUUUGAAGAGAGCAACACUAUAGCUACAUCCGCCAACCUGUCCAAAGAAUUAGAAGAACGGGACCCUGAUACAGGUACUGCUAAACAAUCAUCAGAAAGGAAGCCGAUAUUGUACGAUCAGUGUUGCCCCUCAAAGGCAAAAGUACUGACCCCCAACAAGCCUAGUCCAAUGGUUAGAACAUGUAAAACAAAAACAAAAGGGAAGAAAAGUAUGUGCUUUACAUGCCGUGAAGAAGGUCACAAUGCCCAUAUGUGUCCGCAGAAGUUCGGAGCUAUAUCUGGCAACACAUCAAAAGAAUUAGAAGAGAGCAGCACUAUAGGUACAUCCUCCAACAUGUCCAAAGUAUUGGAAGAACAGGACCCUGGUACCGCUAAACAUUCAUCAGAAAUGAAGUGGGUUCUUGGAUGUGUUAGCUGUGGUCAGGAAGGGCACAGGGCCAAGAGCUGUCCAACACGAGUGUUUAUAUGCUCCUUAUGCAAUGAAGAAGGCCACAAAGCCAAGAAAUGCCCUCAGAAGGGCCAGAAAUCAUCAGAAAUGAAGCGUAAAUCGAAUGUCCGAUGUGUAAGGUGUGGUGAGGAAGGGCACAAGCGCAAGAAGUGUCCGUUGAAACAUCAAUCAUAG
Messenger RNA from Triticum turgidum subsp. durum (durum wheat), 1437 nucleotides. NCBI's taxonomy places the organism in Eukaryota, Viridiplantae, Streptophyta, Magnoliopsida, Poales, Poaceae. The record is from the annotation of a GenBank genome assembly.